GUCGGACCGUCAGAAUAAGCCCACCUGAGCCAGCGUCCAAUAGCCAAGAAGCCACCUAAGCUUGCCAUCACCAGCAGCAUCACCACUUAUACCACCAGGCCGCUUCUCAACACCCAAUUCGCAUAAGUCACAUGCAACCUACGCAUCCCUCACUCUCCCACUUCUCUCCCUCCUCGUCGCCGAAGACACUAGGCUCCAUACGACACCAAGCUCACCCGCAAUGGCCUCCCAAGAACGGAUCUCCGUUCACAAUCUCGCCGACCUGAAGAACACCUCGGACGACGCGAUCCCCAACUACCUCAACUCGCUGGGGUUCCGGCAGGACCACCGGCUCGUGGACACGCGCCUGGCGCUCGGGUACGGCGCCUUCGCCGUCGCCGCCGCCUGCUUCGCCUGGGACUACCAGCUCGGGUUCGAGGCCACGAAGCGCUACACGGCCGCCGCCGUCGGGCUCUACGCCCUCCUCAACGCCGUGCUCACCUACUGGGUCGCCUACGUCGAGCGCGGCGUCGUCUACCAGGGCCGGGCCCGCGACGGCUCCAAGAUAUCCAUCGCGACCUCGACCCAGAAGAACAUCCCGACGUACCACCUCAAGAUCACCGUGACCCCGCCGCCGGCCUCCCCGCAGGCGCCCCGGCCGCCGCCCCAGACCCUCGAGCUCGCCCGCUCCUUCGCCGAGUGGUUCGACGUGCAGGGCCGCUUCGUCGCCCCGCCGUUCCAGACCGCGCUCGCGUCCAGCGUCCCGCUCAUCGGCGCCGCCCACCCCGAGCGCGCCGCCCAGGCCCUCGCCCCCGAGCUCCUCGACGCCAUCGCCUCCGCCUCCGCCUCUACCGGCGCCACGACCGCGAGCCCCAAGAAGUCCGCCUCGAAGCGGAGAAAGGCGUGAUAGCCUGUGCGAGGAAAAGGGGAGGAGGGGCAGGGAAAGAAAGAAAAGGGG
This is a messenger RNA of Durotheca rogersii, 937 nucleotides long. RefSeq names its product microsomal signal peptidase 25 kDa subunit-domain-containing protein. The coding region runs from base 221 to 886 and encodes 221 amino acids. The transcript has 3 exons. Gene Ontology annotation, cellular component: signal peptidase complex; membrane. NCBI's taxonomy places the organism in Eukaryota, Fungi, Ascomycota, Sordariomycetes, Xylariales, Xylariaceae. The record is from RefSeq and is a predicted model, not a curated record. Gene Ontology annotation, biological process: protein targeting to ER.